This is a messenger RNA of Oldenlandia corymbosa var. corymbosa, 2200 nucleotides long. The record is from the annotation of a GenBank genome assembly. Lineage: Eukaryota; Viridiplantae; Streptophyta; Magnoliopsida; Gentianales; Rubiaceae.
AUGGAAUUGGAUUUUAAUGGUGACGUGGCUUGCCUCGAUGCCGACUUGUUGCAGCUGCCGGAGGUGUCUCCUCUGUCGAUCAAAGCUAACCCUUACGUUGCCGAGAAGCUUUUCGACCAAUGGCUUUCACUUCCUGACACCACUUCAUUGGUGAGAUCUCUGCUGAAUAAUGCCAAGGGAGGUGGUCCUCUGAAUGUCUCUGGGACAUCUUCCAACACAAAUGCUGCUUCCAGCAACACAUUACCUUCCAUGUUUCCUGCUGGUAGCACGCCUCCACUUUCGCCAAGAAGUUCAUCUGGUUCACCUCGAAUGACGAAACAUAGAACAGGUCCCUCUGUUCUGGGAUCUCCCCUUAAAUUAGUGAAUGAACCAGUUAAAGAACUGAUACCUCAGUUCUAUUUUCAAAAUGGCCGUCCGCCUCCAAAUGAAAUUAAAGAGAGGUGCUUGUUUAGGAUAAAUCAGUUCUUUUAUGGUCGCAUGGAUGGACUGCAAAUGCAUGAAUUUAAGCCUGUGACGAAGGAGAUUUGCAAGCUUCCUUCAUUCUUCUCCACUGCUCUUUUCAGAAAGAUAGAUGUAGAUGGUACAGGCGUCGUGACCCGGGAUGCUUUUGUUGAGUACUGGAUCAAUGGUAACAUGUUGACCAAAGAUAUUGCUACACAAAUAUUCAUAAUAUUGAAGCAGACCGAUCUCCGAUAUCUUAGUCAGGAUGACUUCAAGCCUGUACUUCGAGAACUUUUGGCUACUCAUCCAGGGUUAGAGUUCUUGCAGAGCACGCCUGAAUUCCAAGAGAGAUAUGCUGAAACUGUAAUAUACAGAAUAUUCUACUACGUGAAUAGAGCUGGUAAUGGCCGUCUUACCCUUCGGGAAUUAAAGCGUUCGAACUUGAUUGCUGCAAUGCAACAUGCAGAUGAAGAAGAGGAUAUUAAUAAGGUUUUAAGGUAUUUCUCGUAUGAGCACUUUUACGUGAUAUACUGCAAGUUCUGGGAGCUGGACUCGGAUCAUGAUUUCUUAAUUGAUAAAGAGAACCUUAUCAGAUAUGGUAACCAUGCACUUACCUACAGAAUUGUCGAUAGGAUAUUUUCUCAGGUUCCAAGAAAGUUUACUAGUAAGGUUGAAGGGAAGAUGGGAUAUGAAGACUUUGUAUAUUUCAUAUUGUCAGAGGAGGAUAAGUCAUCAGAACCUAGUCUUGAGUAUUGGUUCAAAUGCAUAGAUUUGGAUGGCAAUGGGGUCCUGACGAGGAAUGAACUGCAAUUCUUCUAUGAGGAGCAAUUGCAUAGAAUGGAAUGUAUGGCUCAGGAGCCUGUGCUUUUCGAAGAUAUUUUAUGUCAGAUUGUUGACAUGAUUAGUCCAGAGAAUGAAAGCUACUUUACUUUACGUGAUCUGAAAGGAAGCAGGCUCUCAGGCAGUGUGUUUAAUAUCCUUUUCAACCUCAACAAGUUCAUGGCAUUUGAAACUCGUGAUCCUUUUCUAAUCCGUCAGGAACGCGAGAACCCAACAUUGACAGAAUGGGAUCGUUUUGCGCAUAGAGAGUAUAUCAGACUCUCAAUGGAGGAAGAUGCAGAAGAUGCCUCCAACGGAAGUGCAGAUGUUUGGGAUGAAUCACUUGAGGCUCCGUUUUGAGUUUCAGUAGGUGAGACAUAUUAUGACAUUUUAACCGAUAAAAUGGCAUGGACAAACUAUUGCACACAUUUCAUGCAACAGUUAAUUAAAGAAAAUGAACAAAAGUAGCUGUUGUUGGUGCUAGGGCAGGAGUAAGGGAACGGGUUUGUACAUGCUGUUUGGAUGAUCACCUACCCACGUGUCUAUUCAGUUCCUUUUGAAUUCCAAGUGUACGGACUGAUUAAGGGUUCCAUUACCAGUUCCAUGAAAUAUUUGGCACUAAUGAAUCGCCUACUAUAGUGUCUAAGUUCAGUAGGUCGAGACUAAAAAAGUUCAUCAAAUUGUAUUGUUCUUUUCUUAGUAGUCCAUUUGGUCAUUGCAUGUAAGAGCCUUACUGGAUAGAGUAGCAUAGUUGUCACUGCUGGUAAUAUGUUUGAUUGAUCAUUUUUCUAUUAGCACAUUCAGAUGUGGGACUAGUAUGCAGUAGAUUACAUGAUCUUUUUGUUCCUUCAUAUCAGGUGUUGUAAGUGAAAUCUUUUACUUUCAAGCUUGGUUCCAGCUGAGGCUGUUUAGUAUGUGAGAAAAUCACAAGAGAAACCUG